AUGGGGCAUCCUCUUCUCCCACCCACGGGACUUCACACCCGUCUGCACGACAGAGCUUGGCCGGGCAGCAAAGCUGGCGCCCGAGUUCAGCAAGCGCAACGUGAAGAUGAUCGCCCUCUCCAUUGACAAUGUCCAAGACCAUCUCUCCUGGAGCAAGGACAUCAACGCAUACAAUGGGGAACAACCCCAGGAGAAACUCCCCUUCCCCAUCAUUGCUGAUGCAAACCGGGAGCUCGCUGUCAAGCUGGGCAUGCUAGACCCGGAUGAGCAGGACAAGGAUGGCAUGCCUCUGACUGCUCGUGUGGUGUUCGUUUUUGGCCCGGAUAAGAAGCUGAAACUCUCCAUCCUGUACCCAGCCACCACCGGGAGAAACUUUGAUGAGAUCCUGAGAGUCGUGGACUCCCUGCAGCUGACGGCAUACAAGAAGGUCGCUACCCCUGUGGACUGGAAGCCUGGUGACAGCGUCAUGGUCGUGCCCACCUUACCUGAUGAGGAAGCCAAGAAGCUCUUUCCCAAAGGAGUCUUCACGAAGGACCUCCCGUCGGGCAAGAAGUACCUGCGCUACACCCCGCAGCCAGAGUGAGCGGGUCUGCCCAUCCAUCCCCCCGGGCUGCCCAUCGUUUGGCGUUGGGAGCCUUGCCCGUGCCCAGCUCCUGCCUCCCUGACACCGCAUGAUCAGCAGCCUCGUACGGUCACACUGAUGGUGCAUCGCAAUACUAAACCAAUCCUCCCCAUCCCUUUCAUCCCCCACAUCCCCUCAAAAUUAAAACCCUGGGUGUUUUCUUGCCUUGAAUCAGCCCCACAAGGAGGAGGUUAGCAGACCAGUGGGGGCUACAAGGCUCACGCUG
Cariama cristata (Red-legged seriema) is the source of this 848-nucleotide messenger RNA. It is a transcript of the gene PRDX6, whose product is annotated as peroxiredoxin 6. The record is from RefSeq and is a predicted model, not a curated record. The annotation marks the transcript as partial. Gene Ontology annotation, biological process: cellular oxidant detoxification; cell redox homeostasis. The transcript has 4 exons. Lineage: Eukaryota; Metazoa; Chordata; Aves; Cariamiformes; Cariamidae. Gene Ontology annotation, molecular function: peroxiredoxin activity. Gene Ontology annotation, cellular component: mitochondrion; cytosol.